AUGGACUACAGUGAAGAUUAUGUAUCAAAUGAGCAUCGUGAGCUUCAUCAAACUGUAGCAGAAAGUGCAGAUCCAUUAUCUGUUUCUCCAUUGCAUCUUUCACCAAGGUCUCCUAAAUCUCCAAAGUCCCCGAAGGUACAAGGCAAGUGUAGCAGUCCAAGUCCAAAGAAUAAUAGACAAUCACAUUCUCCAAAAGAUGGACGUCCAAAGAAAGGUGGCUCUGGGGGGAAAGGUACCUGGGGUGGAUUGCUUGACACAGAUGACAUGAACGUUGUUGAUCCCGCUGACCCAAACUAUGACAGCAGUGAGGAAUAUGGCAAUUCAAAUGAAAAUAAAAGGACAACCGAACUGCUGGACUACAAGAAAAAAGCUACAAUAAUAGUGGAGGAAUACUUUGCCACUGAUGAUGUUGUUGCAACAAUAAAUGAACUUAGAGAGCUUGGAAAACCAGAGUAUAGCUACUAUUUUGUCAAAAAACUUGUCUCUAUUUCAAUGGACAGAGAUGACAAGGAAAAAGAAAUGGCUGCUAUUCUGUUAUCUGCACUUUAUGGUGACCUAUUUCAUCCUACACAAGUUUACAAAGGCUUCAGCAAAUUAGUUGAAUCAGCAGAUGACUUAAUUGUAGAUAUACCGGACACAGUUGAUGUUCUUGCGCUUUUCUUAGCCCGAGCCGUGGUUGAUGACAUACUUCCUCCUGCAUUUUUGAAGAAACAGAUGGCCUACUUACCUAAAGAUUCAAAAGGGGUUGAGGUUUUGAAAAAAGCUGAGAAAAGCUAUCUAGCUGCACCUCUACAUGCUGAAAUCAUAGAAAGGCGUUGGGGAGGUAGUAAGAAUACAACAGUUGAUGAAGUGAAGGCUAGGAUAAACAAUUUUUUGAAGGAGUAUGUAGUAAGUGGUGACAAGAAAGAAGUUUUUAGGUGCAUUAAAGAUUUGAAAGUUCCUUUUUUCCACCAUGAAAUAGUGAAAAGGGCUCUUAUAAUGGCAAUGGAAAGGCGUCAAGCUGAACCACCACUACUAGACUUGUUGAAGGAGGCAGCUGAAGAGGGUUUCAUCAACUCUAGCCAAAUGUCUAAAGGGUUUGAUAGGUUGAUUGACACAGUUGAUGACUUAUCACUUGACAUACCGAAUGCGCGUGGAAUCUUGCAGCAACUAAUGUCUAAAGCAGCAUCUGAGGGUUGGUUGUGUGUGUCAUCUUUGAAAUCACUUUCAGUUGAGCCUGAAAAGAACACAAUAAAAGAUAAUGCUGCAAGAAGUUUCAAGAUAAAGACUCAGUCAAUCAUUAAAGAGUACUUCUUAUCAGGUGAUGUAUUGGAGGUAAGUAGUUGUCUAGAACAAGAGAACAGCAACAACUGUGGUGAACUCAAUGCAAUCUUUGUUAAGAAGCUGAUAACUCUUGCAAUGGAUAGGAAGAAUAGGGAGAAGGAAAUGGCAUCUGUGUUGCUUUCAUCUUUGUGUUUCCCAGCUGAUGAUGUUGUGAGUGGUUUUGUGAUGUUAAUUGAAUCAGCAGAUGACACUGCUCUUGAUAAUCCUGUUGUUGUUGAGGAUCUAGCUAUGUUUCUUGCUAGAGCAGUAGUUGAUGAAGUCCUAGCUCCACAACACCUUGAAGAGAUUGGAACACAAUGUUUGGGGCCAGAUUCGAUUGGGAACAAAGUGCUUCAAAUGGCUAAGUCAUUGCUAAAGGCUAGACUCGCCGGGGAGCGAAUUUUGAGGUGUUGGGGUGGUGGUGGAAGCAGCAGGCCUGGAUGGGCAGUUGAAGAUGUCAAAGACAUGAUUGGGAAGCUGUUGGAGGAAUAUGAAUCUGGUGGUGACAUAAGAGAGGCUUGUCGCUGCAUGAAAGAGUUAGGAAUGCCAUUUUUCCAUCAUGAAGUUGUUAAGAAAGCUUUGGUGACAAUAAUUGAAAAGAAGAAUGAGAGGUUAUGGGGUCUACUAAAGGAGUGUUUUGAUUCAGGACUAAUAACCAUGUAUCAAAUGGUCAAAGGUUUUGGAAGGGUAGCUGAAUCUCUUGACGACUUGGCUUUGGAUGUUCCUGAUGCUAAGAAUCAGUUUGCACACUACGUUGAAAGAGCAAAAACUGAAGGAUGGUUGGACAACUCAUUUUGUUUCAGCAAACUGGAACAUGCAACAGAGAAUGGCACUUGCUAA
Messenger RNA from Gastrolobium bilobum, 2142 nucleotides. RefSeq names its product MA3 DOMAIN-CONTAINING TRANSLATION REGULATORY FACTOR 2. The record is from RefSeq and is a predicted model, not a curated record. Gene Ontology annotation, biological process: negative regulation of DNA-templated transcription. The transcript has 3 exons. NCBI's taxonomy places the organism in Eukaryota, Viridiplantae, Streptophyta, Magnoliopsida, Fabales, Fabaceae. The coding region runs from base 1 to 2142 and encodes 713 amino acids.